Molecule: messenger RNA, 8345 nt
Organism: Neltuma alba
Lineage: Eukaryota; Viridiplantae; Streptophyta; Magnoliopsida; Fabales; Fabaceae
Exons: 36
Coding region: 252-7799 (2515 amino acids)
Source: RefSeq, a predicted model, not a curated record
CUGGACCGCCUCCGUUUGGGCGCCUAACUGGGCGUGCCGCCAUUUUUUGUGCAUACGCGAGAAACACUCGAGCUAACUUUCUUUCAUUAUUUUCUCGCGAGCCAGACUGGUCAUCUUCCAAUUCGCAUGCCGCAAAAACUCGGCAAUCAGUCUCGAACACACCAGAUUCAAUAAUUUGAUAAAACGAACUCUCUUAGUUUCUUUUGAUGCGGUGAGAUCACGAACAUCGGGAAUUAUUUCUCGAACGCACGAUGGCCAAAGAAACGCAAUUCCUCGCUCGUCUGGCUGCUAACCACCUCUACCUUGCUCAAUUCGAACCCCUGCGAGCUAUUCUUCUUGCUCUUCGUACUCGGAACCGUAACCUAGCUCGCUCUAUUUUACAGACCAUUGUUGCUCACUCGGGUCGAUUCCAGAAUAUUUUAUGGUCACCCUCUUGUUCGUCUCCUGCUCUUCUCACCUACUUAGCGACGAUUGAAUUGUUGCAAUUCGAUAAUGCUUCUUCUGCAUGGAACUUCGACUCAGAAACACUGCGGUUACGUGUGGAGUUCUUGUUGUUAGUUCAAAAUUUGAUUGACCUGUUGUCAGAAAGCACAAGGAAGAACAUAAGCACAGAAAAAGAUAAUUUGAAGGGCGCAGGAAGUUCGGAGGACCAACGUUGUAAAUUGGAUGAGGGGGAAGAAUUAAGGGAUGGAAAAGGUGACCCGGGCAGCUGUAUGAGAAUUUUGGAUAGGAUUUUGGAGCUGGGAAUGAAGAGGCUGAGGCCAGAAGAGGAUGUAGAAAUGGACAGGGCUGAGUCUUCGGUUUCUGCCAGUGUUGCUCCUGUUGAAGAAGGAGAGUUGAUGUGUCUGAGGAGGGUGAUUUUGAAUCAUGCAGAUAUUUUUUAUGCACUCUGUGGGAAUAUACAUAAGCAAAUUAGACUGUGGGAGUGUUACGAUCCUGGCUUAGCAACAACAGUGGGGGCAAGUGGCGAUGCGCAGGUGGAGUUGUCGGAAGAAGAGGAUGUUAGAAUACUCGGUUUAAUACUAAAGACCGUUCAGGUGGUUCAUCUGGAUGCGAUGAAGCAAGUUAUGAAAGCGGGUGAUCCAGAAGAAGCAGUUUCACACAUUAGAUUUCUUCAUUUUGAUCAAGGAGUCGAGGUGACAGAGUACCGCAUAGUUUUGAAAGAUCUCGUCAAGAGUGUUUUAUCAAGAAGUGAGAAUUUUGGUGAUUCUUGGAAUGCCAUGCGUGACCAACUGCUAAUGAUUUAUGGAGAAGCCCUUUCAUCAGAUUGCGGAGAUAUUAUUCAAAUGAUACAGGCCAUUCACGAUGAGCUGCUGUCUGAAGAGAUUGAAGUUUAUAGAGCUCAAACCGACAACUUCGUUCCACCUCCUCUCAUGCGGUUUCUGAGAUAUUGCGCUGAGUUGAAGCUUCAUCAGGAUGUAGAUGAUAAGGCAUUUUCCCUGAAUAAGGCUGUUGACUCUUGCAAGGGGGAAAUGUACCAUUAUGCUCGUGUUUCUGGACUACAUGUACUUGAGUGUAUCAUGGAUACUGCCUUGUCUGCUGUGAAGAGAGAGCAACUUGAAGAAGCCAGCAAUGCUCUCCAGUUGUUUCCCCAACUACAGCCAUUGGCAGCUGCCAUGGGGUGGGAUUUACUGGCUGGUAAAGUAGCAGCAAGGAGGAACUUAAUGCAACUGCUCUGGAAAAGUAAGUCACAAGUAAUUCAGCUUGAGGAAUCUUCUCUUUAUGGUUAUAAAUCAGAUGAGAUGUCCUGUGUGGAACAACUUUGUGACACUCUAUGUUAUCAGCUUGAUCUUGCCUCCUUUGUUGCCUUUGUUAAUUCUGGUCGGUCUUGGAAUUCAAAGUUCUCGUUAACACUAUCUGGAAAAGGACAAAUGACGUUGAGAGAUGAAGAUGCUUAUUCUGACCCUUUCGUUGAGAACUUCGUGUUGGAAAGACUUUCUGUCCAAAGUCCUCUGCGGGUGCUAUUUGAUGUUGUGCCAGGAAUAAAAUUCCAGGAAGCCAUUGAAUUGAUCAGUAUGGAGCCAAUUGCUUCCACUGUGGCUGCUUGGAAGAGGAUGGAAGAUGUGGAACUCAUGCACAUGCGUUACGCUCUGGAGUCAACUGUUCUUGCUUUGGGAGCUAUGGAAAGGAGCAUUUCUGAUGAAAAAGAAGCUAAUCAACAAGUGGCAUUAUUUCAUUUGAAAGAUCUGCGUAAUCAUUUGGAUUCCAUCAAUAAUCUUCCUCGCAAGAUCUUUAUGGUGAAUGUCAUAAUUUCGCUCUUGCACAUAGAUAAUCUCUCUCUCAAUUCAAUGCAUUGUCCAUCCCCAGGCAGUGAUUCUAAAUGGUCCGAUACAUUCUCUACUGAACAUGGUGACUUGAUUAAAUGUGAAGGGGGGAAUAAAAUGGUUAUAUCUUUCACUGGGUUACUACUUGAUAUAUUGCGCCAUAAUAUAUCAUCUGUGAUUGAGUUAGAGAGGACAUUAGAUGACAGUCUUAGCACAGCUAGCAUACAAGCUCUGGAUUGGAGAAUUUCAAUUGCAAAGCGUUUCACUGAAGAAUGGGAAUGGCGUUUGUCAAUAUUGCAGCAUCUUCUACCAUUUUCAGAGCGGCAAUGGAGAUGGAAGGAGGCAUUGACAGUAUUACGUGCUGCCCCUUCCAAGCUGCUUAACCUUUGCAUGCAAAAAGCAAAGUUUGAUAUUGGAGAAGAAGCAGUCCAUAGAUUUUCAUUAUCUGCUGAAGAUAAGGCUACCCUCGAGUUAGCUGAAUGGGUAGAUAGUGCCUGCAGAAAAGCAUCUGUAGAUGAUGUGGUGUCCCGUGUGCAGGAUCUAGAUUUUUCCUUGUUGCGCUCUCAAUUAGGUCCUGUGGCUGUAAUUCUUCUCUGUAUUGAUGUCGCUGCAACUUCUGCGAGGACUGCAAAGAUGUCACAACAACUUCUGAAUCAGGCUCAAAUUAUAUUAUCUGAGAUCUAUCCUGGAGGAUCUCCCAAAGCAGGCUCUACUUAUUGGGAUCAGAUCCUUGAAGUGGGUGUAAUAUCUGUUUCACGGCGUCUUCUGAAGCGGCUGCAUGAGGUCCUGGAGCAGGACAACCCUCCAGCCCUUCAGGCUAUCCUGUCUGGGGAAAUUUUCAUCCCUUCAUCAAAGGAGAUGCAACGACGAGAACAGAAGGAGCGUGCCCUUGCUCUUCUACAUCAGAUGAUUGAAGAUGCUCACAGGGGCAAGCGACAGUUUCUGAGUGGUAAGCUUCAUAACCUUGCUAGAGCUGUUGCUGAUGAAGAGACUGAAUCAAGUACUACUAGAGGCGAAGGGCUGCAUGCUGAACGGAGUGUUAAUACAAACAAUGAGAGGGACAUUGUGCUCGGUCUUGGAUUAAGAGUUGUUAAGCGAUUAACUUCAAGUGCAGGAGAAACUGGCAUGCAGUCUGUUGGUUAUGAUAUAAAAGAUCCUGAGAAGAGAAUAUUUCGUCCCUUGAGUGCCAAACCCAUUACAUAUCUGUCACAGUUCAUUCUUCAUGUUGCUGCAAUUGGUGACAUAGUUGAUGGAACUGAUACUACUCAUGAUUUUAAUUUUUUCUCUGUCGUGUAUGAGUGGCCUAAGGAUCUUUUGACUCGACUGGUCUUUGAAAGAGGCAGUACUGAUGCAGCUGUGAAAGUAUCUGAUAUUAUGGGUGCUGAUUUUGUACAUGAGGUGAUUUCUGCAUGUGUGCCUCCAGUCUAUCCUCCACGAUCUGGGCAUGGUUGGGCAUGCAUUCCAGUUGUUCCUGCCUUUUCUAAGAGUGGCUCUGACAACAAAGUCCUGUCUCCCACUUCAAAAGAUGCAAAGCCAAAUUGCUAUUCUCGUUCUUCAGCAACUCCUGGUGUUCCUUUAUAUCCUCUGCAGUUGGAUGUUGUGAAACAUUUGGCAAAAAUAUCGCCAGUGAGGGCUGUCUUGGCUUGUGUGUUUGGAAGUAGUAUAUUGUACAGUGGCGGUGAUUCUUCAAUUUCAAGCUCCUUAAAUGAUGGGUUACUGCAUGCUCCUGAUGCUGAUAGACUGUUUUACGAGUUUGCUCUUGAUCAAUCUGAGAGGUUCCCCACACUAAACAGAUGGAUACAAAUGCAGACUAACCUCCAUCGAGUUUCAGAAUUUGUUGUAACUUCUAAUCACACAACUGAUGAAGAACUUGAAGCAAGAACUUCCGUUAAGAGAAUUCGUGAACAGGACAGUGACACAGAGUCAGAAGUUGAUGAGUUUGUUGGUAGCAGUACUGUUCCAAUAGGUUUGGCAGACCUAAAUAACCAAGGGGUUGAAGCUGCAGACCCUUGGCAUGACUCUCCAAAAUCUGAAGCUGCUCAACUUGACACCACAGUGUUCCUUUCUUUUGAUUGGGAUAACGAAGAGCCCUGUGAGAAGGCUGUGGAUCGACUAAUUGAUGAAGGAAAGCUAAUGGAUGCCCUCGCACUUUCAGACCGCUUUCUACGUAAUGGAGCUUCUGAUCGGCUUCUUCAACUACUCAUUGAACAUGAAGAAGACAACCAAUCAAUCUCUGCACAACGACAAGGAUACAGAGGACAUAGUAUGUGGAGCAAUAGUUGGCAGUAUUGUCUGAGGCUGAAAGACAAACAGCUGGCGGCCAGACUUGCCCUGAGGUAUGUGCACAGCUGGGAAUUGGAUGCUGCUUUGGAUGUUCUCACAAUGUGCAGCUGCCAUCUACCUCGAAGUGAUCCAAUCAUGACUCAGGUUUUGCAAAUGAAACAAGCUUUGCAGAGGUACAGUCACAUAUUAAGUGCAGAUGAUCACUAUACAAGCUGGCAAGAGGUUGAAGCAGAUUGCAAGGAAGAUCCUGAGGGACUGGCCCUUAGGUUAGCUGGGAAAGGAGCUGUUUCUGCUGCAUUAGAAGUGGCAGAAAGUGCAAGACUGUCAGUUGAUUUAAGAAGAGAGUUGCAAGGGCGGCAGCUUGUGAAGCUUCUAACUGCAGACCCUCUUAAUGGUGGCGGACCAGCCGAAGCUUCACGGUUUCUCUCCUCAUUACGUGACACAGAUGAUGCUUUGCCGGUGGCUAUGGGUGCAAUGCAGCUAUUGCCCAAUCUGCGGUCAAAGCAACUUCUUGUUCACUUCUUCCUGAAGCGGAGAGAAGGAAAUCUGUCUGCUGUUGAGAUUUCUCGGCUUAAUUCAUGGGCGUUAGGCCUUCGCGUUCUUGCUGUCUUGCCCGUACCAUGGCAACAGAGAUGCUCUUCCCUGCAUGAGUAUCCUCAUCUGAUUUUGGAAGUGCUCUUAAUGAGGAAACAAUUGCAAUCUGCUGCACUGAUAUUAAAGGAAUUUCCUUCUCUACGAGACAGCAAUGUGAUUACUGCAUAUGCAACUAAGGCCAUUGCUGUUAGUAUUAGCUCGCCUCCUAGAGAACAUCGGAUAUCUGUCUCGGGAUCCAGACCAAAGCCAAAAACAAGAUCAGUUGUCCCUCCACGGUCAUCUUUCACGAGCAGUCUUAGUAAUUUACAAAAAGAGGCUCGAAGGGCUUUUUCAUGGGCUCCAAGAAAUACUGUGGAAAAAAAUGCUCCAAAAGAUGUUUAUAGGAAAAGAAAAAGUUCUGGAUUGUCACCAUCUGAUAGAGUCACUUGGGAGGCAAUGACUGGAAUUCAAGAAGAUCGUGUUUCAUCAUUUUCUACUGAUGGCCAAGAGCGGCUUCCUUCUGUUUCCAUUGCAGAGGAAUGGAUGCUUACAGGUGACCCAAAUAAAGAUGGAAGUAUCCGUUCAUCUCAUCGAUAUGAAAGUGCCCCUGACAUCACACUGUUCAAGGCACUGCUUUCUCUGUGUUCUGAUGAAUCAGUUUCUGCCAAAAUUGCCUUAGCUUUGUGCGUUAAUCAGAUGAAGAAUGUCUUGAGCUCACAGCAAGUGCCCAACAGUGCAUCGAUGGAAAUAAUUGGGCGUGCAUAUCAUGCCACAGAGACAUUCGUGCAGGGUCUACUUUAUGCCAAGUCUCUGCUAAGAAAGCUCAUGGGAGGCGUUGAAUUGCCAAGUAGUUCUGAAAGAAGUAGGGAGGCUGAUGACACAUCAUCUGAUGCUGGUAGCUCUAGUGUGGGUAGUCAAUCCACAGAUGAGCUAUCAGACCAAAUGUCACUGGUGGAUAUGUGGUUGGGACGUGCAGAGCUGCUUCAGAGUCUUUUGGGAUCUGGAAUUGCUGCUUCUCUCGAUGACAUUGCUGAUGGAGAGUCAUCUGCCCAGCUGCGUGACAGGUUGAUCAUGGAAGAAAGGUACAGCAUGGCUGUGUAUACCAGCAAAAAGUGCAAGAUUGAUGUCUUUCCGGUAUGGAAUGCCUGGGGACAUGCAUUAAUUCGUAUGGAGCACUAUGGACAAGCUCGUGUGAAGUUUAAGCAAGCUCUUCAGGCGUACAGGGGCGAUCCUGGGCCUGUAAUUUUGGAGAUUAUUAACACUAUUGAAGGUGGUCCCCCGGUCGAUGUUUCAGCAGUUCAUUCAAUGUAUGAUCAUUUUGCUAAAAGUGCUCCAACAAUCUUGGAUGACUCUCUUUCAGCUGAUUCAUAUCUCAAUAUCCUGUACAUGCCAUCAACAUUUCCACGUUCAGAGAGGUCAAGACGGUCUCAGGAAUCUACAAGUAAUUCUAUAUAUAGUCCAGACUUUUAUGAUGGUCCUCGGAGCAACCUGGAUAACGCCCGAUACAAUGAAUGUGUUACCUACUUACAAGAGUAUGCACGUCAACAUUUGCUUGGAUUUUUAUUUAGGCAUGGUCAUUACCAGGAUGCUUGCUUGUUAUUCUUUCCUCUUGAUGCUGUUGCCCCACCCCCACAGCUGUCAAUAAUCAGUGGGGUUGCUUCGUCUCCUCAAAGACCAGAUCCUUUAGCUACUGAUUAUGGAACAAUUGAUGAUCUGUGUGACUUCUGCAUUGGUUAUGGUGCUAUGCCUGUUUUGGAGGAAGUCAUUUCAACAAGAAUAUCAUUAGCCAAACCACAAGAUUUAGUAGUGGAUCAGUAUACGGCGACAGCCCUUGUCCGUAUUUGCAUCUAUUGUGAAACCCACAAGCAUUUCAAUUAUUUAUACAGGUUUCAGGUAAUUAAGAAGGACCAUGUUGCUGCUGCACUCUGCUGUAUUCAGUUAUUUGUUAAUUCUUCUUCACAAGAAGAAGCUAUUAAACAUUUGGAACAUGCUAAGAUGCAUUUUGAUGAAGGAUUGUCAGCCAGACAUAAAGGUGGUGGCUCUACCAAGCUUGUAACAAAAGGUCUAAGAGGGAAAAGUGCCUCUGAGAAGCUCUCUAAGGAAGGUCUUGUCAAAUUUUCUGCUCGGGUAUCAAUCCAGGUUGCAGUUGUUAAAUCCUUUAAUGAUCCAGAAGGCCCACAGUGGAAAUAUUCGCUUUUUGGGAAUCCAAACGAGUUAGAAACUUUUAGGCGAAGGUGUAAGAUUGCAGAGAUCCUUGUGGAGAAGAAUUUUGAUUUGGCAUUCCAAGUGAUCUAUGAAUUCAAUCUUCCUGCUGUUGACAUAUAUGCUGGUGUUGCUGCAUCUCUUGCUGAAAGAAAAAGAGGCAGCCAGUUGACAGAAUUCUUUAGAAACAUCAAGGGCACAAUAGAUGACGAUGAUUGGGACCAGGUCUUGGGUGCUGCAAUAAAUGUAUAUGCUAAUAAGCACAAAGAACGUCCAGACCGUCUAAUAGACCUGUUAACUAGCAGCCACAGGAAGGUUCUUGCUUGUGUGGUUUGUGGUCGUUUAAAAAGUGCAUUUCAAAUUGCUUCUCGGAGUGGAAGUGUGGCUGAUGUUCAAUAUGUUGCUCAUCAGGCACUUCAUGCAAAUGCACUUCCGGUGCUUGAUAUGUGUAAGCAAUGGUUAGCUCAGUACAUGUAAAUCUGGCUGGAGGAAUCUACAUGUACUGCGGGCUUGCCUCUGCGUCUUUUGGUUGUGUGCUAGGUGUUUGAAGAUUACAAGUUGAAUAGUAGCUUCCGGGGAAGCAGCGCAUACCCAAGACCACUGCAAAAACAGUUUGUCUUGUUUCAUUAAGCACUGUCUGAUCCUAAAUAUAGUCGUAGCCUGCUACCUCUUCAUAACCGAGUUUGGAAGACUAGCAGCGAUAACACGAUCACAAGGUCAAUAAUUUGAUGCAGGCUCUGAGAUUGGGACCACUUGAUUGUCAAAGACGAUGAUAAAAAGUUGAGGCACAGUGUAAAUUUGCUUCUGUUAGUCGAUAGGUGAAAGUUUUGAGGCAGACUGUAAAUUUGCUUCUGUGGUCACGUGAUUUUAACAUAUAAUGUUUAUUUUAUGAUUUCAGUCAGUUUGUUGGGAUUCCAGGGAUUGGCGUCGCAGCUCACUAGCUAUUGUACCUGCAUAUACAAAACUGAUUCAGUAAAAAGCAAGCACAAUGAUCAUAAAAAAUGUCUGGUUGUUUUUCUUAAA